AUAGCAGGGAACAUUGGUUUGAACAGCAUGGUGAAGCUAAGUCAAGCUGCAGUAGAAUCUUCAGAUGACGAGGCUUCUUCUGUUGUUAGCAGAGAAGAAGGCCUAGAGUGUCCAAUAUGCUGGGAAUCCUUCAACAUUGUGGAAAAUGUGCCUUAUGUUUUAUGGUGUGGCCAUACCCUGUGUAAGAAUUGCAUCCUGGGGCUGCAAUGGGCUGUUGUUAAGUUUCCAACAUUACCUAUUCAGCUUCCUCUCUUCAUUUCAUGUCCAUGGUGCAACCUCUUAUCCUUUCGUCUAGUGUAUAGAGGCAACUUGAAGUAUCCUCGCAAGAAUUACAUUUUACUUUGGAUGGUUGAAAGCAAGAAUGAUGAUGGACAUAAGUGUCAGAAUACCCGCUACGAAGAUCAUCAACCCAUUUUGUCACGGGACAACAAUUUGUCCCCAGGGAAUCAGUCAAGUCGUAGUAACAUGAGGAGGCGGCAUACUCCGGAGCCAUUAGGAGUACACCUGGAUCAAAAUAAUGACAAUGAUUUAGUCAAUUUAGGAGGAAUUCACUCUUCUCUUCAGAAGUCACUGGUUUUUUUUGUUCAUCUUACAGCCAAGUUUCCCUUGGUCAUUCUACUCCUUUUGAUCAUCUUAUAUGUUAUACCUGCCACUGCAGCCAUUUUAGCCCUGUACAUUCUUAUCACAGUUCUGUUUGCCCUUCCAUCAUUUCUAAUAUUGUACUUUUCUUAUCCUAGUUUGGAUUGGCUUGUAAGGGAAAUCAUUGCAUGAUGUGUAAUGGCUUUUCACCUAGAAACACUAGUCCUCUAUUUAUCAGAUGCCAUGGACUCCUUAAUUUGUCGAACUCCCAGUUUUAAAGCUGCUUCAACUUGUCGACUUCCAAGUAGCUCUGUUGUGCCCUCUUUGUACGGUUUUGUGUUGGGAACACAUCAGCUCCUGUAGAGUUUUACUGGUGGGAUUGCAGAUGUGUAUUUCUUCUGGAGUGACCAAUAGAAGCCCGGAAAAUGGACAUGUCACCUGCCGAUUUGCAACGUUGUUGGAAGUAAACAAGAAGUUCAUUGUGUGAAGAAGAACUUGAUUUCUUUGUUCUUUGUAGACGUCUUUUUUUUGUAUAAUCGUUGUAUUUUUCUUGAUGGUCUCAAAAACAAUUGCUAUUGCUAUACAUUAAUGAAUCUUCAUUCUUCAAAACUUCUUCCAAUCAAAUAUAUUUUCUCGAUUAGCUA
Mercurialis annua (annual mercury) is the source of this 1223-nucleotide messenger RNA. RefSeq lists its product as uncharacterized. The record is from RefSeq and is a predicted model, not a curated record. The transcript has a single exon. The annotation marks the transcript as partial. NCBI's taxonomy places the organism in Eukaryota, Viridiplantae, Streptophyta, Magnoliopsida, Malpighiales, Euphorbiaceae.